UUGGUUUAGUCAGAAGUAUCAAGCUAUCUAUUUUACUUGUAUAACUGUUGAUACUUUUGAAGAGGCAUAUCAAUCUGUAAAGGAUGAACAAUUCUUUGAAACUCUUAUUCAUUUGUUAUUAACUACUAUUCGAUAUAAUAAUAAUCAACCACCUAAAGAGUUUAAUCAAAUAAUACUAGAAGUAAAAGCUAAGUGGAUAGCAACAAAUAAAUUUAACUAUUCACUUAAAAAUUCUGAAAAAUCCAAUCAGAAAACUGACACUGAAUCUAGACUUGAAAUUUUAUAUUCAGAGUCUCUUUCAACUAAUUCUUCUCCUACAGAAACACCUUUGGUAUUAACUUCUCAAAAUUCUCCUCUAAAUAAGCAAAAUAAAGAUACUGAAUCUUUAAAUUUUGAAGAAGCUUACUUUAAUACUAUUAAUCAAAGAAGAAAUAUAUCUCAACGUAAAAGGUCAGAAGGAAAUUAUCCACAUAUUACUCACAUAAAAAAUAAGCCAACUGUAGAAGAACAAACUAAUAUGUAUAUUCCUAAUGAUUCUCAUAGAAUGGUUGAAGAUCGUAGAGCACCAGUUGACUUUACCAAUAUGCGUCAACACCAAGCACAAAAUCAACAACAAACCCCUCCUCCUGAAUUUGAUAACCAACAAGUACUUCAAACACUUUUAAGAGGCAUAAAUAAAAUGUUUGAAAGUAAUGCUACCCGAGCUGCAAUAGCAACAACAAAUCCUAAAGAGUAUAAAUUAAUUGACUUUCAUAUUUUUUUAGGAGAUAAUGAUGAAGACCCAAUAGAAUGA
Messenger RNA from Dentiscutata erythropus, 793 nucleotides. The record is from the annotation of a GenBank genome assembly. NCBI's taxonomy places the organism in Eukaryota, Fungi, Glomeromycota, Glomeromycetes, Diversisporales, Gigasporaceae.